CAGUAACGUGUGGUGAUGCUGAUUCGAUGAUGCGGGGAGACCUUGAAGCUCUCACAGUUAUGAAUUACAGGAUAAAAAGGGAACAAGCCAGUGUGUCUCUUGGCGCUUCUCUUUUUAGAAAGCAGCCCGUCAGUGAAUUGGUAGCGUACUCGUGAUCAUAAAGCAGCCGACCGGUAGCACGAAGGAAGACCUGUCACAUUCUCUCCCAUGGUGAUCCCAGAAAUCUGAGAAACCACCUAACCUAAACAUAGCGACCCACCACGCUUCACCGGUUUAUUUACGAACGCGAGAACUCGAUGGAAAUCCUGCCAUCGGCCCUGUUCCCUCACUGGCACUAUUUCGAAAGAUUGGACAUAUUAAAAGAUUAGAUUUCAGUUCACGUGCACGUUCCGUGCCAUGUGUACCACCGGUAGUACACGUUAAACUUGAUCUUCAGGCACCAUAUUUCUAA
Molecule: messenger RNA, 451 nt
Organism: Heterotrigona itama
Lineage: Eukaryota; Metazoa; Arthropoda; Insecta; Hymenoptera; Apidae
Source: the annotation of a GenBank genome assembly